Messenger RNA from Lontra canadensis (Northern American river otter), 8128 nucleotides. RefSeq names its product APC regulator of WNT signaling pathway 2 (gene APC2). Bases 1045 to 7836 code for a protein of 2263 amino acids. Gene Ontology annotation, molecular function: gamma-catenin binding; beta-catenin binding; microtubule binding. The record is from RefSeq and is a predicted model, not a curated record. Gene Ontology annotation, biological process: nervous system development; cell fate specification; Wnt signaling pathway. The transcript has 15 exons. NCBI's taxonomy places the organism in Eukaryota, Metazoa, Chordata, Mammalia, Carnivora, Mustelidae. Gene Ontology annotation, cellular component: catenin complex; cytoplasmic microtubule; beta-catenin destruction complex.
GCAUCCCAGCCAGGAAAGACAGAGGCAGCUCCCCUAAACCCCAUCUCCUGGCCCAGAGCCCCCUUUGUCCUCGUGCAUGCAUGUGUUUGAGGCAGGAGGACUGGCCGCAGCUGCGAGAUUCUGGCUCUGGGUUUUAAACCCUCAGUGGUUCUGGGGACCCAGGGAGGAACUGAGAAAGCCAGGACCCCAGGCCCCUCCCUCUUCGGCCUCCCCUUCUGUGAGGGUGAAAUAGAAGUGUGACAAGAGACAGAGACACAGGGAGACAGAGAUUGAAAGAGACCGAGCGACAUACAGGAGGACAGGAGUCACGGCAGAUGCCCACGGAGGAGCUCUGCCAGGGAGACAGAAAUGCCAGGGUCGCAAGUGCUUCUCAGCACGCCCGCCCAUCCCCCAUGCUCAGUCCCUCAUGCCAGCCACGGCCCUCCCUGCUGGCAGGGGCUGGGGGGUCCAGCCUGGGUCGUCGGCCCUGCCCCGCUCUCACCCAUCUGCACAAGGCCUGGCUGGGUCCGUGGGGGAGGGGCUGACCUGGCUCCUGCCCACCCCCCCAAUUCUGAUGUAACAUCCAGGACUGGAUGUUUCACUCCCCAAUUCUCCGGAUCCGGCUGCAGGAGGUUCUUAAGGCCGCUUUACGCCGGAACGUGUGGGGGACACGGAGCCCUAGACCACGGGGCGCCCCCUUCCCUUGGAGGGGGUUCACCCCCCUUUGCACACGCAGUCCCUGAACCCGCCCGGAGGCGAGACGUCCCGCUGCCGCCGCUGGUCCCCGCCCUGGGGCCGCCAUUGGCUGUUGCCAUGGCACCAGGCCUUCUUCCCGCGCCGCGAUUGGCCGCAGCGGCUGCAUCCCGCAUCCCGCAUCCUCCCCCGCUCGCGGUGGUCUCGCCCAGCCCUAGGAGCGGCGGCGCCGCCUGGCCAGGCCGGGACCGGGCUUUGUCCGCCCCGGAACCCUCUGCUUGCGCCGCCAAGACCCCGGAGACCCGGAACCCACGCCCCGCGGCGCCCCCGCCAGCCCAGCCCGAGUGAGAUAAAGCGCUCCAGGAGCUGAAGAUGGCGAGCUCCGUGGCACCCUACGAGCAGCUGGUGCGGCAGGUGGAGGCCUUGAAGGCCGAGAACAGUCAUCUGAGGCAGGAGCUGCGAGACAAUUCCAGCCACCUGUCCAAGCUAGAGACGGAGACGUCCGGCAUGAAGGAGGUCCUGAAGCACUUACAGGGCAAGCUGGAGCAAGAGGCGGGAGUGCUGGUGUCCUUGGGGCAGACGGAUGUGCUGGAGCAGCUGAAAGCCCUGCAGAUGGACAUCACCAGCCUGUACAACCUCAAGUUCCAACCCCCAGCCCUAAGCCCCGAGCCCGCAGCGCGGACCCCUGAAGAAAGUCCCGUCCACGGCUCUGGACCCUCUAAGGACAGUUUUGGGGAGCUGAGCAGGGCUACUGUCCGGCUGCUGGAGGAGCUGGACCGGGAACGGUGCUUCCUGUUGAACGAGAUCGAGAAGGAGGAGAAGGAGAAGCUCUGGUACUACUCGCAGCUGCAGGGCCUGUCCAAGCGCCUGGACGAGCUCCCGCACGUGGAGACGCAGUUCUCGAUGCAGAUGGACCUGAUCCGGCAGCAGCUGGAGUUCGAGGCGCAGCACAUCCGCUCGCUGAUGGAGGAGCGCUUCGGCACCUCGGACGAGAUGGUGCAGCGCGCGCAGAUCCGCGCUUCGCGCCUGGAGCAGAUCGAUCAGGAGCUGCUGUCCGCCCAGGACCGCGUGCCGCAGACCGAGCCCCAGGCCCUGCUGGCGGUGAAGUCAGUGCCGGUAGAGGAGGACCCGGAGACUGAGGUCCCCACGCACCCUGACGAUGGUGUCCCUCAGCCGGGCAACAGCAAGGUGGAGGUGGUCUUCUGGUUGCUGUCCAUGCUGGCGACACGGGACCAGGAGGACACAGCCCGCACCCUGCUGGCGAUGUCCAGCUCGCCGGAGAGCUGCGUGGCGAUGCGCCGCUCGGGGUGUCUGCCGCUGCUGCUGCAGAUCCUGCAUGGCGCCGAGGCGGGCGCCGGGAGCUCUGGGGCGCCGGGAGCCAAGGAUGCACGCAUGCGCGCCAACGCGGCGCUACACAACAUAGUCUUCUCGCAGCCGGACCAGGGCCUGGCGCGCAAGGAGAUGCGCGUCCUGCAUGUGUUGGAGCAGAUCCGGGCCUACUGCGAGACCUGCUGGGACUGGCUGCAGGGCAGGGACGGCGCCGACGGAGGCGGCAACGGCGGUGCCCCCGUCCCCAUUGAGCCUCAGAUCUGCCAGGCCACCUGUGCCGUGAUGAAGCUGUCCUUUGAUGAGGAGUACCGCCGUGCCAUGAACGAGCUGGGUGGGCUGCAGGCCGUCGCGGACUUGCUGCAGGUUGACUACGAGAUGCACAAGAUGACGCGGGACCCGCUCAACCUUGCCCUUCGCCGCUAUGCCGGCAUGACCCUCACCAACCUCACUUUUGGGGAUGUCGCCAACAAGGCAAUGCUGUGUGCCCGCAGGGGCUGCAUGGAGGCCAUCGUGGCCCAGCUGGCUUCUGAGAGCGAGGAGCUCCACCAGGUGGUGUCCAGCAUCCUGCGCAACCUGUCCUGGAGGGCUGACAUAAACAGCAAGAAGGUGCUGAGGGAGGUUGGCAGCAUGACUGCCCUGAUGCAGUGUGUUCUUCGAGCCUCCAAGGAGUCCACCCUGAAGAGCGUGCUCAGUGCCCUGUGGAACCUGUCGGCACACAGCACGGAGAACAAGGCGGCCAUCUGCCAGGUGGACGGUGCCCUGGGCUUCCUGGUGAGCACACUGACCCACAAGUGCCAGAGCAACUCCCUGGCCAUCAUCGAGAGCGGCGGCGGCAUCCUGCGCAACGUGUCCAGCCUCAUUGCCACCCGGGAGGACUACAGGCAGGUGCUGCGGGACCACAACUGCCUGCAGACGCUGCUCCAGCACCUGACGUCGCACAGCCUGACCAUCGUGAGCAACGCCUGCGGCACGCUCUGGAACCUGUCCGCCCGCAGCCCGCGUGACCAAGAGCUCCUGUGGGACCUGGGGGCCGUGGGCAUGCUGCGCAACCUGGUGCACUCCAAGCACAAGAUGAUCGCCAUGGGCAGCGCCGCCGCCCUGCGUAACCUGCUGGCCCACCGCCCCGCCAAGUACCAGACCACCGCCACGGCUGUCUCCCCUGGCACAUGCGCUCCCAGCCUGUAUGUGCGGAAGCAGCGGGCGCUGGAGGCCGAGCUGGACACGCGGCAUCUGGCGCAGGCGCUCGACCACCUGGAGAAGCAGGGCCUGCCGGAGGCGGAGGCCGACGCAGCCUCUAAGAAGCCCCUGCCGCCCCUGCGGCACCUGGACGGGCUGGCCCGGGACUACGCCUCCGACUCGGGCUGCUUCGACGACGACGAGGCGCCCUCCCUGGCCGCUGCAGCCGCCACCGCGGAGCCUGCCAGCCCCGCGGUGCUGUCGCUCUUCCUGGGGAGCCCCUUCCUGCAGGGGCAAGCGCUGGCCCGGGCCCCGCCAGCCCCCCGCGGUGUCCCAGAAGCAGACAAGGAGGCCGGCAGGGAGGUGGCUGUGGCGGCCAGAGCCAAGGCCAAGCUGGCGCUGGCGGUGGCACGAAUCGACAGGCUGGUGGAGGACAUCUCCGCCCUGCACACCUCGUCGGACGACAGCUUCAGCCUCAGCUCUGGGGACCCUGGGCAGGAAGCGCCACGUGAAGGCCGGGCCCAGUCCUGCUCUCCUUGCCGGCGGCCGGAGGGAAGGCGGCCAGAGGCUGGCAGUCGGGCCCACCCACUGCUGCGGCUCAAGGCUGCCCACGCCAGCCUCUCCAAUGACAGCCUCAACAGCGGCAGCACCGGUGACGGGCGCUGUCCUCGUGAGCACACACGGUCCUGCCCACUGGCCGUGCUGGCCGAGCACCGCGAGGGGUCCCCGAGCAGCCAGGUGCGGCCCAGCCGGCUUGACCUCCACUUGCCGGGCAGCCAGGAGCCGGCGUCCCGGGACGGCUCUGCCCCUGACGCCUGUGUACGCACCAUCAAGUUGUCGCCCACCUACCAGCACGUACCACUCUUCGAGGGCAACCCCAGGGCGGGCAUGGGGUCCCUGGCCCCCGGAGCCCGGAAGCAGGCCUGGCUGCCCAUGGAUGGCCUGAGCAAGGUGCCGGAGAAGCUGGCGGCAGAGACCGUGCCACUGUGCCUGUCGCGCUGCAGCUCCCUGUCCUCGCUGUCCUCGGCUGGCCGCCCAGGCCCCAGUGAGGCCGGGGACCUGGACAGUGACUCAUCCCUGGAAGGGCUGGAGGAGGCUGGACCCAGCAAGGCUGACCUGGACGGGGCCUGGCUCGGCCCCGGGGCUGCCUCCCUGCCCGUGGCCAUCCCGGCUCCCCAGCGGGGCCGGGGCCUGGGGGUGGAGGACACCACCCCGUCCAGCUCCUCGGAGAACUGCGUGCAGGAGACGCCGCUGGUGCUGAGCCGCUGCAGUUCGGUGAGCUCCCUGAGCAGCUUCGAGAGCCCGUCCAUUGCCAGCUCGGUCCCGAGUGACCCGUGCAGCGGGCUGGGCAGCGGCACGGUCAGCCCCAGCGAGCUGCCCGACAGCCCGGGGCAGACCAUGCCACCCAGCCGCAGCAAGACGCCCCCGCUAGCCCCUGCGCCCCCCGGCGAGCGGGAGAGCACCCAGUUCAGCCUGCAGUGGGAGAGCUACGUGAAGCGCUUCCUGGACAUCGCCGACCGCCGCGAGCGCUGCCGGCUUCCGUCCGAGCUGGACGCGGGCAGCGUGCGCUUCACCGUGGAGAAGCCGGACGAGAACUUCUCCUGCGCCUCCAGCCUCAGCGCGCUGGCCCUGCACGAGCACUACGUGCAAAAGGACGUGGAGCUGCGGCUGCUGCCCCCAGCCUGCCCUGAGCGCGGCGGCGGCGGCGGCGGCGGCGGCCCCAGCCUGCACUUUGCUGGGCACCGCCGGCGGGACGAGGCUGGUGGCUGUCUCGAGGGCCCGGCAGCUGCUGACCAGGAGCUGGAGCUGCUGCGCGAGUGCCUGGGGGCGGCAGUCCCCGCCCGGCUCCGCAAGGUGGCCUCGGCGCUGGUGCCUGGUCGCCGCGCAUUGCCCGUGCCCGUCUACAUGCUGGUGCCGGCCCCUGCCCGGGGGGAGGACUCCUGCGCUGACUCUGCUGACGGCACGCCUGUCACCUUCUCUAGUGCCACCUCGCUCAGCGACGAGACACUGCAGGGACCUCCCAGGGACCCACCUAGUGGGCACUCGGACAGGCAGAAGCCUGCGGGUCGCGAGGCGCCAGCCAGGCAGGCCACGGGGCACAGGCACAGGGCAUGGGGUGCGGGCCGGAGCCCGGGGCAGGCCCGGGGCGUGGGCAGGAGCAGGGAGGGGCUGGAGCUUCCCCUCUGCCGGCCCUCGAGCGCCUACAAGGACCAGGAUGUCUUCCGCCCCAGCCCGGGCCGCGGGGACGGGGCGCUGCAGUCCCUGUGCCUCACGACGCCCACCGAGGAAGCCGUGUACUGCUUCUACGACAACGACUCAGACGAGGAGCCCUCCGAGGCGGUGGUGCCCCCGCGGCGGGCAUCUGCCAUCCCCCGGGCGGUAAAGAGAGAGCGCCCGGCUGGCAGGAAGGAGGUGCAGGCUGCACCCAAGGCUACGCCCAAGGCCACGCAAGCUGCCCGUGCCCAGCCCAGCCUCAUUGCCGAUGAGAUGCCGCCGUGCUACUCCCUGAGCUCCUCCGCCAGCUCCCUUAGUGAGCCCGACCCCCCUGAGCACCCAGCAGGCCGGCCCCAGGCUCUCGAGCCAGCUGUCAGCAAGGGGCCAGGUGCUGCAGGGGGUCGUCAUGGCCCCCCAAGCCCACGGGUGGAGACAGGGCUGCUCCGGCGCGGUGUCAACUCCACGGUGCCCAGGCGCCGGUUCCAAGCGUCGGGCCCUCGGCGCCGCAAGCCCCAAGCCACCCAGCCAGACAAGCAGCCUGCAGAGGGGCCCCGGGAGCGCGGGGACGAGGCGGCCAGCUCUGACCAUGCCUCAGACCUUGACAGCGUUGAGUGGCGCGCUAUCCAGGAGGGCGCCAACUCCAUUGUCACGUGGCUGCACCAGGCGGCGGCUGCGGCCACCCACGAGGCCUCAUCUGGAUCUGACUCCAUCCUGUCCGGGUCGGGGCUGUCGGGGAGCUCCACCCUGCAACCCACAUUGCACAGGAAGGGACGGCGGCUGCAGGCGGAGGGCCCGGUGGGCAGCACCGCGAGGCCGGAGAAACGGGACUCGGCCCUGGCCCAGCAUAGCACCAGUGGCCCCGAGAAGCUGCGCGGGGCUCAGAAGACCACGUGCAGGGUGCCAGCCGUGCUCCGGGGAAGGACCGUGAUCUAUGUGCCCAGCCCGGCCCCCCGGGCCCAACCCAAAAGCCACCCUGGCACCCGCGUGGCACCGAGGAAGAUGGGACCCCCGAGUCCUGCGCAGCCAGGAGCCCCCGCCAAGACCCCCAGCCCUGGGCAGCAGCGGUCUCGAAGCCUACACCGGCCGGGCAAGAGCUCGGAGCUGGCGGCGCUGAGCCGUCCGCAGAGGAGCGCCACACCGCCUGCCCGCCUGGCCAAGGCCCCCUCCUCGGGGUCCUCCCCCGCCUCUCCAGCCUCCCAGCCCCCUACAAGGAGGCCGCCCCCAGGCGCCCAGGCAGCAGGGCCUCUCCCCGGCCCCGGGGCAGCCCUGGUGCCCCAAACACCCACGCGGGCCCUGCUGUCUAAGCAGCACAAGACGCAGAAAUCACCUGUGCGGAUCCCCUUCAUGCAGAGGCCAGCCAAGCGGGGGCCACCAGCCCUGGCCAGGGCAGCCCCGGAGCCGGGUCCCCGGGGUCGGGCGGCAGCGGAGGGAAGCCCUGGCACCCGAGGGGGCCGCCUGGGCCUCGUGCGUGUGGCCUCUGCCCGCUCCAGCGGCAGUGGGUCGUCCGACCGCUCCGGUUUCCAGCGGCAGCUGACCUUUAUCAAGGAGUCCCCGGGCCUGCGCCGCCGCCGCUCGGGACUGUCCACCCCAGAGGCUGCGCCCCCCGCCUCCCAGGGCAGCUCACCCCACCGCAGUCGACCCGCGCUGCCUGCCGUCUUCCUCUGCUCCUCGCGCUGCGACGAGCUGCGGGCAGCCCCCAGGCAGGUUCCAGUCCCCCAGCGAGCCCCGGCGGCCAGACCCAGGCCCAGCGAGCGGCCCGCCCGGCGCCCAAGCUCCGAGAGCCCGUCCCGUCUGCCUGUCCGCACGCCCGCCGCCCCACCCGAGGCGGUCAAGCGGUACGCCUCCCUGCCGCACAUCAGCGUGGCCCGCAGGCCCGACGGGGCUGCCCCCGGGCCCAGCGCCGACGCUGCCCGGCGCAGCAGCGAUGGAGAGGCCCGGCCACUGCCGAGGGUGGCGGCACCAGGCACUACGUGGCGUCGCAUCCGGGAUGAGGAUGUUCCACACAUCCUGCGGAGCACGCUGCCUGCCACUGCCCUGCCACUGAUGGGCGCCCCGUCUGAGGAGGGCCCCAGCGGCCCCCCACAGCGCAAGACCAGUGACGCCGUGGUCCAGACAGAGGACUUUGCCGCCACUAAGACCAACUCCAGCACGUCUCCGAGUCUGGAAAGCAGGGGGCCCCCGCAGGCCCCAGUCAGCGGCCCCAGCACACUCACCAGCAGUGAUGUGGACGGGCUUGGCCCCACCAAAGCGCCCACCUCUGCUCCCUUUGUCCAUGAGGGCCUGGGGGUGGCUGCAGGGGGCUUUCCUGCCAGCCGGCAUGGCUCUCCCAGCCGCUCGGCCCGUGUCCCCCCCUUCAACUAUGUGCCCAGCCCCAUGGUGGCAGCCACCACUGACUUGGCCACAGAGAAAGCCCCCACUGCUGCCCCUACCAGCCUCCUGGAAUAGUAGCCAGCGCCGGCCUUCUAGAACAUCCUCUCCUGGCCAAGGGCUGGUCUGGCUGCCUGGAGGGUGAUCCUAGGGUCCAUCUACCCAUCAGAGCCCUUGGAGCCCCACUGCAGCCUGGAUUGGCCUCACAUCUCACGCACAGAUGCUUGCUUCGUGCUGCGGGGGCUCUGGAGGGAACGGGUUGCCGGCGCCAUCUCUCGUCCCAGCCUGGUGCGAGCACAGCGAGGCGGUCUAGCCCCAGGCUGGCCUCCACAUGGGGACCACCCUCCAAGCCCGGGCUGCCCUCAGCAGC